Molecule: messenger RNA, 3217 nt
Organism: Drosophila eugracilis
Lineage: Eukaryota; Metazoa; Arthropoda; Insecta; Diptera; Drosophilidae
Gene: GLS
Product: glutaminase liver isoform, mitochondrial
Exons: 5
Coding region: 706-2727 (673 amino acids)
Biological process (GO): L-glutamine catabolic process
Molecular function (GO): glutaminase activity; protein binding
Source: RefSeq, a predicted model, not a curated record
AUGCGGAUCUGAUAGAUGCUGGUAUUAUAGCCGAAAUGGUCGCUGGACUGUGUACCAAAAGUCAGAAGGAAACUUUCAUCAAGGUGAUAACGAAGUAUAUCAGGUAAUUGUGAAUCAUCCCGGAGACGUGCCCACCUCGUUCUUAUCAGAGAAUUGAAAGAAAAGUGAUUUCGACCCGUGACGUUUUCCUCUUUAUCAGUUUCGAAGUGGUAGUGGCCCAUGUGAAUAUCAACUAUAUAGUACAGAAUGCCAGACAAUGGCCAGUGCCAUUAUAAUGGCAUAAUGCCAUAAAUCCAGCCAUAUCUACUCGUGUGGUUUUUUGUGUACCUGCCAGGGUUUGCAUAGAGAAAAAGGAGUUAAUUAAUUUAUUUUAUUGGCAAUAACAUGAUUUAGAAAUUAGCACAUUGCGGUGGUGCUCUCCGUGGUGCUCCCUGCUCACAACUCACCGCUCUCCGAUCUCUCCAAGUCAUAUAGCUAGCCGGCUAUCUAAGUGCUCCGUUCGCUGGGAUGGGAGCAGCAGCAAAAGUCACACUUUCCGUUAAUGUAUAAAAUGCCGGCGCGCUUACUGUUGUUCCCAUUAAACUUGCAACAGCUCAACGCUCAAGUCAAGGCGAUCCCAGUUUCAAUAAAUAUUAAAAAACAUUCAAACUCAUUUUUCUAAGCAAAAAUAUUGCUCAUACGUAGAAAUAUCACGUAUACGCCGAGAUGGUGCAGACAAAUGAUUUGGACGCCUUGAAGCGGCAGAGCGAAGAUGGGGAGACCAAGGAGCGGGAGGAGAACUAUAGAAGGGACAAAGAGCAGGAGACCACGGAGACGGCGGCCAUUAUUGAAGAAAUUAUCGAGGGCAUCCCAUUGCAGAAUCGUCGCGGCACUAUAGUGCGCACUAUUUCCUCGAUUAUCAGCCAUCGGGAGCAGGAACAGCGAAAUGCCGAGGAUGUGCUAUUCGACAUGUUCGCCAGCGAGGAGACGGGCCUCAUCUCGAUGGGUAAAUUCCUGGCCGGACUAAAGACCACGGGCAUUCGCAGGAAUGAUCCGAGAGUGCGUGAGUUGAUGGAUAACUUGAAGAAAGUUCAUAAAUUGAAUAACUACGAGACGGGUUCUUCGGCUGAGACCCAGCAUCUCAAUAGGGAGACCUUCAAGGCUGUGGUGGCUCCCAAUAUUGUCCUGAUUGCCAAGGCCUUUAGACAGCAGUUUGUGAUCCCCGACUUUACGAGUUUCGUCAAGGACAUCGAGGACAUCUACAACCGCUGCAAGACCAAUACUUUGGGCAAAUUGGCUGACUAUAUUCCACAGCUGGCUCGCUAUAAUCCCGAUUCCUGGGGUCUGAGCAUCUGCACCGUUGAUGGACAACGCUUCUCCAUCGGCGAUGUGGAGGUGCCUUUCACCCUCCAGAGUUGCAGCAAGCCGCUGACUUAUGCCAUUGCCUUGGAAAAGUUGGGACCCAAGGUGGUGCACUCGUAUGUGGGCCAAGAGCCAAGUGGCAGGAACUUUAAUGAACUUGUCCUAGAUCAGAACAAGAAACCACACAAUCCCAUGAUCAAUGCUGGUGCCAUUCUCACCUGCUCCCUGAUGAACGCUCUGGUCAAGCCGGACAUGACAUCUGCGGAGAUCUUUGACUACACCAUGUCCUGGUUUAAAAGGCUAUCCGGUGGAGAGUACAUUGGCUUUAACAAUGCCGUAUUCCUGUCCGAACGAGAGGCUGCCGAUAGAAACUACGCUUUGGGUUUCUAUAUGAGGGAGAACAAGUGCUUCCCCAAGCGCACCAAUCUGAAGGAGGUGAUGGACUUCUAUUUCCAAUGCUGCUCCAUGGAGACCAACUGCGAGGCAAUGUCCGUGAUAGCUGCCAGUUUGGCCAAUGGUGGUAUUUGUCCCACCACUGAGGAGAAGGUGUUCCGACCGGAGGUGAUCCGAGAUGUACUCUCGAUCAUGCACUCCUGCGGAACGUACGACUACUCCGGUCAGUUUGCCUUCAAAGUGGGUCUGCCAGCCAAAUCUGGAGUGAGCGGCGGCAUGAUGCUGGUCAUCCCCAAUGUGAUGGGCAUCUUUGCCUGGUCCCCGCCUCUGGAUCACCUGGGCAAUACGGUGCGAGGACUGCAGUUCUGCGAGGAGCUGGUCUCCAUGUUUAAUUUCCAUCGCUACGAUAACCUGAAGCAUCUGUCCAACAAGAAGGAUCCGCGGAAGCAUCGCUACGAGACCAAGGGUCUGUCCAUUGUGAAUCUACUCUUUUCAGCUGCCAGCGGAGAUGUUACGGCCCUGCGUCGUCACCGUCUCUCUGGCAUGGACAUCACUUUGGCUGACUACGAUGGUCGUACUGCCCUCCAUUUGGCUGCCUCCGAAGGACACUUGGAGUGCGUCAAGUUCCUGCUGGAACAGUGUCAUGUUCCCCACAACCCCAAGGAUCGUUGGGGCAACCUGCCCGUGGAUGAGGCCGAGAACUUUGGACACAGCCAUGUGGUGGAGUUCCUUCGUACCUGGGCGGAGAAGGCUGAUCAGACUAGCGAGGAGUGUCAGCCGGAGGCGGUGACCAGCAAGACACAAGCAGAUGAGGAAAUCGUCAGCACGAGCGACCUGGAGACCAGUCCGGCCACCAGUCCCAUUCCCACGCCUGUAGAAUCUGGUUCUAGGGCGGGAUCUGGACGAUCCAGUCCAGUGCCAUCGGAUGCGGGCAGCACGGCGAGCGCUGGCAGUGCCAGCAGCGUCGAUGACAAAACCAAGCCAGGAUUAUAAGCGCCCAGAGAUCCAGGAUCCCCGCAGAAUCUCUCUGACUAAAUUAUUCGCACAAGCUUUUAGUUUAAAUAUCACGUAUUAGAUUAAAGUUAAGACCCAAAAAAACAUACCACCCAUUCACGCUGGUCGGCUGGUUAGUCCUAUAUAAUUUGUAGUAGUCAUCCCAUGUGCAAGUCGUGGUCCUUCGAGCAGGAUCCACUGCACGAGCGGCAUUUGUACUUGUACUUAGAAGCGCUUAGUUAGCCACUAAAAUUCCAGGGUAUCCUACGACGAAACAAUGACAAUAAUCUUAACGAAUAUCCAUCUACUAACCGAAAGAAACUUUUGGGUCUGUGACCCGCCUAAAUGUAUCGCAUUCGUACUUGUCAAUUGAUAUUUGUAUGCGUUUGUAUGUGUAUUAACUAUCCUGUUCCAUAAAGAUCGAGCUAUCUACUCGAUUCCAGUUGAAUAUAUAAAUAUAUAUACGUAGUUAGCUGAAAAACACACAAAA